Messenger RNA from Xenopus laevis (African clawed frog), 2818 nucleotides. RefSeq names its product ELK3, ETS transcription factor S homeolog (gene elk3.S). Gene Ontology annotation, cellular component: nucleus. Lineage: Eukaryota; Metazoa; Chordata; Amphibia; Anura; Pipidae. The record is from RefSeq and is a predicted model, not a curated record. Gene Ontology annotation, biological process: regulation of transcription by RNA polymerase II; regulation of DNA-templated transcription; negative regulation of DNA-templated transcription. The coding region runs from base 371 to 1633 and encodes 420 amino acids. Gene Ontology annotation, molecular function: DNA-binding transcription factor activity; DNA binding; DNA-binding transcription factor activity, RNA polymerase II-specific. The transcript has 5 exons.
UUCCUGUUUGACUAUGUGUGUGUGUGUUGUACCAGAGCGAUGCUAAACAUGAGCAGCAGCCAGAGAGAGGAGAGGGAGGAAAAGCCUGUUUACACAGACUGCAAACUGCCUGGGGAAUAAUGCAGGAAAGGAAGUGAGCCGGCUCUCUGUCUGACUGCUCCAACUUCCUGCUCUCUCUCUCUCUCACACACACACACACACAUAUAUACCAAAGGGAAAAAAGAAAAGAAAGAAAAAAAUCAGGCUCUCAUUACAACAGAAACCUUUGCAGACGACCGUCAGCAUGGGAAACGAAGGGAUUUUACCAAUAUAAUUUGGGAAAGUUAUAAAGGGCAGAAGAAAGUUGCUAGAGGACAGCAGGAGUUUGGGUAUGGAGAGUGCAAUCACACUGUGGCAGUUCCUGUUGCAAUUACUACUCGACCAGAAACAUGAGCAUCUCAUCUGCUGGACGUCAAACGAUGGGGAAUUUAAACUGCUCAAGGCUGAAGAGGUGGCCAAACUCUGGGGGCUUCGAAAGAAUAAAACGAACAUGAACUAUGACAAACUGAGUCGAGCCCUUAGAUAUUAUUAUGAUAAGAACAUCAUCAAAAAGGUCAUCGGACAGAAAUUUGUGUACAAGUUUGUUUCCUUCCCGGAGAUACUAAAGAUGGAUCCGCACUCGGUGGAAGUCAUCAGGGAGAGUGUGUUGCUGCAGGACAGCGACUGCAAGAUCCCAUCUGAUCUCAGAGAACAUCAUAAACAAACACUGGCAGCACUGAAAAGUGCCAGUCGGAAUGAAUACAUCCACUCAGGCCUGUAUUCCUCCUUCACUAUUAACUCCCUGCAAAACCAGACAGAGAACUACAAGGUUAUCAAAACAGAAAACCUACAGGAACACGAAGAGGAGGAGGAGGAGGAGGAAAAGGAAGAAGAGGAGGAUGAGGAGGAGGUCAAACCACCCAUCAGGAGCUUGGUGGAGGAAACCAGAACUGUUAUAAGAUUUGUUACAAACAAAACAGAUAAGCAAGUGGUAUCCUUGCCAACUACAUCAGAAUCAUCAGCUUUCCUUUCCUCCUCUUUGUCUACUAAAGGUUCUUCUCAUAAGUGCUCCAAUGCAGCUAGUGUGUCUUCAGCAUCUCCUUGUUCUUCCCGUUCCCCAUCCUUGUCCCCCAAUCUGUCCUACCCAAUUGACCAGAGAAGUCUGUUCCUUGAUUACUCCUGCCAUAGCACAGAUUUCAUGGAACCAUUAAACCUCUCUGCAAGUUCCAAAACAAAAUUAUCAUCUUGCCAUCCACCGAAAGCCAAGAAGCCCAGAGGCCUAGAAAUCUGCUCUCCACCUAUGCUUCUCUCUAGUAGUGAUAUUGGAUCCAUUGCUCUCAAUAGCCCAGCACUUCCUUCAGGAUCCAUGACCCCAGCUUUCUUCACAGCUCAGACACCAAAUGGAUUACUGUUAACCCCUAGUCCACUCUUGUCCAGUAUUCACUUCUGGAGCAGCCUCAGUCCUGUAGCUCCAUUAAGUCCGGCCAGGCUGCAAGGACCAAACACCUUGUUCCAGUUUCCCAGUCUGCUGAACAGUCAUUUACCAAUGCAGCUGCCAGGAAUGGACAGAGCAUCAUCUCCAGUGCUUCUCUCAUCCAACGCCCCAAAAUCCUGAUGCACCAUGGGAUGGACUGUAAUAACUCAUAAUACCCAUCAUAAUCCCCUUUUUCUGGAGAAAUCUGUGAAGAGCAUGUCCAUUUUUACUUGGCACUUUUUCUUGUAGUUUAUCUGGAUUCAGUUCCAAGUGUUGUACAACACCAAAUGAAUCUGCCACUCCCAGCAUGCUCUGCUAGCUAUGAAUUGCUUUAAACUGUAGUGUAAAGGCAAGUAGGAGAACCACGGGUUGGCUCUAUGUAUUAAUGUAAAAGAAAAUGUGAUAUAGUUUUUGUAUAUGCAAAGUGUUGAGCACUGUUGAAUUCCAUUUCUACUUAAAAAAAAGCAGAUUUUUUAGUAGUGAUCACUGCACAGCAUAGCUUCUCGUUGUGCCACUAGUAUCUCAUAACACAGACUUCAUAGUUAAGCUCUGCACUACUAAACAGCCACAUGUAAUGUUCAGGUGGCCAUAGACACACCAAUAAAAACAAUUAUGAAACUAUAUGAACUUUGAAACAAAUACGAAAUUCGGGUGUUUAUGGUGGGAAAGGAGCAGAACGAUAUGGGCAGAAGACUUGGAUAUCUGUCUGCUCUUCGAUCAGGCUGGCGGGAAAAUUUUAAUCCGCGCCUUUAAGGGCUACCAGACAUCGCCCACUGUUAGGGCAAAGACAGACGAGAAGAAUCGGGGAGAUUUAGACGCCCGAAGUUGAGGAAACGUUGGAAAACAAAGCGAUCCGAGUAUGGGGAAAUUAGAUGCCCGAAGAAGAGGUUAUUUAUUGCCUGGCGACUUAAUUCCCUGAAUCUUCUCGUCUGUCUCUGCCCUUAGUGCCGAAUUGUCAGAUACAGGCAGAAUUCUAUUUUUUCUGACUGUAUAUCGUACAAUUCAGCUCUACACGUUUGUAUUGAAACAAACAAUCUUUCUUGGAAAGAUCUUUUCCAGGAAAGAUCAUAAUCGUCACGUCUAUGGCCACCUUGAAACAUCUAGCACAGUAAUGAAUUUAUAGGCCCCCCCUUACAGCUUUAACAUUGUCAACUGGAGGCUCUCUAACCGAUGCCAUACUACAACUCUCAGCUUCUGAAUCAUCGCUGGUGUCUGACAGAAGGUUGGGAGUCAGGGAUCCCCAGCCUUUUUUUACCCUUGAGCCACAUUAAAUGUAAAAAAAAGUUUGAGAGCAACAGAAGCAUGAAAAAACAAAAAGUUGCUUUG